CCGAUCGGUGAACAAGUUUUCCUUUUCACAGAGCGGAAGAUAGCGCGGAUUUUCCAUCUUACUACGGUUACUGAAGUCGGUGGUUUAAUACACAAGAAGAUUGAAUUUUCCUACCGAGUUAUGUUGCCUAUGCUAAUUGGAUAAAUUAAAACAUAAUUCAAGCGUGGUUGAGUGAUUAACAUUGAGUGAAGCAGUAGUGCAUUUGUGUCUUUCUGGCUAAGUGAGUGAAGUUUUGUUAAACCAAAAUGUCAAGGCGCAAACAAGCUAAGCCACGAGCUUUCAAGCAUGAUGAGGACGAUGACGGAACGGCACCAAAUCGUGAAGUUGGACAUAUGCUUGUCAGCGAUAACAGUGAAAAGGAAAAUGAUAUGCCAGACAAUGACACCGAAGAAGAAGAUGACGAAGAAGGAGAAGUGGAAGCGGAAGCGGACGAUGAUGCCGAAAACGGGGUGGAAAAUACAGAAGAAAUCGACAGGGACGCACUGUUUGAAACUAACUCUGUACGAUCCAAUGAUUUCCACCAUGACGACGCUACUUCAGACAGUUUUUGCUCCGAACUGUACUCGUCCUACACGUCGUCUAGCUUUUCACCCUCGCUGUCGGAUGGAAUGACAACGCCAAACUCCAUCGCAAACGAAGGCGACCUCGGAGUACUCGGAGGACCAGCGCUCGGGAACGGGGCAGAUUCCUUCGGUCCUGGCUCUGGCGAUUCUACGACGACGCUGAGGACCGGUGAAUCUGGUGGUCGAUCCAGCGAACGGCGCAACCGGACCGACAAUAAUAAUAAAAUAAUUAAAAACAACAAUCACACUAAUAGCCACAGCAAGAAUAAUGAUGGCACUUAUCGGUGUCAGUUUUGUGACAAAACGUUUCCCCGCCUCGGCUAUCUGAAGAAGCACGAACAGAGCCAUACAGAACAUAUGCCAUUCAAGUGUGAAUAUUGUGCCCGAUUGUUCAAACACAAAAGGUCAAGGGAUCGCCAUACCAAAUUGCAUACGGGAGACCGACGGUAUCGGUGCCCUCACUGUGAAGCCGCAUUCUCCAGAAGUGAUCAUCUUAAAAUCCACAUGAAAACGCAUGAUAAUCAGAAGCCAUUCCAAUGUACCAUCUGUAAUCGGGGCUACAAUACGGCCGCAGCCCUAACCAGUCACAUGCAGAACCACAAGAAGCAAAUCGCACUCACCGGAAGUCCCAAUCUUACGUACAGCCCCAGAUCUACGAGUUCGCUCUCGAGUAGCGCCUCGAACCCGAAGCGGAAAUUUUCGCCCUACGAGCAGAACCUAAUGAUGAUCAACAGUACCAAGUUGCUCAAGUCGGGCGAUCUCGCCUGCAUCUACUGUACGAGAACAGAUUUCGCCACCAUCGAGCAGCUGGGAGUGCACGUCCAGGCCAUGCACAGUAAUUUAUUGCUCAAUGAGAACAAUUUCCAUCGCCAUACGCCACCGGAUCCCAUGCUAACGUAUCCGCCGAUUCCCUGCGAGUUUUGCACGAUGAAGUUCCCGACGGUUCCAAUGAUGUAUAGCCACCUCAAAACGACCCAUUUGGAUAAAAUCAGCAGUCCCAACAGCUAUUUGGAGCAAUUUAAUAAAAAUCUUAUGAAUACCUACAGCGCAUUUUACAGCUCGACAAUGCUGGAGGACAACAAACGACAAACGACGCCGUCGGAUGAUGUAGAUGGCAUCAAAAGUGAACGGCCAACUAACGCCGAGAAAGCUUCGCGAGAUGAGAACGGGAACGAGGAAAGCGCACCACAAGCCACAUUGGUGAACGAGAAAGACAUCAAGCAGGAGAAAAAGGAUGAAAACGAUAACUCACGGGACGCCGCCGAGGAGCAGAUUGCCCCAACUGACCUGAGCCAACCUCGCAUGAAACGAAUGAAAAUGGAACACGAUAGUAGCUCACCUUCCACCAGCAGCAGCAAUCGUCUAGGAAUCGAAAAGGAAAGCUCACCCAUCAACAACAGCAUGAGUUCUGGGGGAGGAGGUGGCGUGGUAGGACCCCCAACAACGAGUGGAAGUGGUGGGGGUGGAGGAUCUUCUUCUGUUGGCGCAACUCCACCGGGCGCUUAUCUUUGCAAUCAGUGCAAUGCUGCGCUGCCCGAUUUUGAAUCGUUCCGAACCCAUCUGAAGGCCCAUCUCGAGCAGGGCUCAACGGCUUCCUCGUUCAUGUGUCAGCAGUGCGGCGUGGCCCUGGCGGAUCAGCAGGAAUACGAAAAGCACGUGACCGGUCACUAUCUGGUGACCGGAUCGGAAUACCUAUGCGAUUCGACGUGCAGCAAGAGCUUCGGCAAGGCGGAGGAAUUGCACAAACACUUGUACGACGCGCACACUCAAGUGCUCUACAAGUGCCAGCUCUGCAGCGAUACCUUCGAUAGCAAAGUCACCAUCCAGGUGCACUUCGCCGUGGCGCAUUCCAACGAGGUUAAGCUGUUUCGGUGCUCGGCCUGUGCGGAGAUUUUGCGAACGGAGCGGGAGUUCAGGCAUCACAUUAGAACCCGUCACAUCACAUUGGGUGCUGUACAGUGCGUAUUUUGUCAAGUGGUUUGCUCAUCCGAGCUGGAAAUGCAGUUCCACUUAUCAGCCCACGCUAGGAAAUUCAAGUGCCCAGCAUGUUCGGAAUCUUUUCACGUAGAAUUCCUACUCGAUCGCCACAUGCAAACCCAUCACAGCCAGAAGGAAAUUUCUAAUGCAACGGCUUCUGGCGUAGGGUCUAACGCCAACCAGGGACCGAACCUAGAAUACUUACACCUUCAGGGCCAAAUGGCAGCUGCAGCCGCCAGUUGGCAGAACCUGUACGCGGCGAAUAAAUUCUACAAUCCCCUACACGUGGACACGUUGAGUUCGAUGAAGCACUCCAACUUUCUACACGGCUUCUACGACAGUCUCAGCAAAUCACACGCUCAACGCUAUCUGGAUCAGUCCAAGAAGGCAUUCAUCAGCCCCAACAGCUCACCUCAAACGAAAGCUUUGCUCAACUUGUACAAUCAACAGCGCUCAGCCGCGCUCAACGGAAUGUGUUCAACGGAUAAUCUGCUCACUUCCGGUGUAGGAGCGUCGAUUUCGGCCAACGCAACGCCAAACAAUCCAACACCGAAUUCCAGCUCAGCCAAACCAUCUCAGAUGUAUUCGCCGACUACGCUGUUGCAUCGCUACGGACUACCCGCAGCAUCCGGCUCUUCUUCAUCGACAGCAAACAGUGCGUCCCGGGAUUCACUUACGGCUGCCGAGAAACUAGCUGCGGCAGCAGCAGCGGCUGCUGCUGUAGUCAACACCAAAGUAAGCGCCAACUCUCACAACAACAGCAAUACCGGCAACACCAACCACAACAAUAACAACAGCCAGAACGCCAGCAACAAUUUCUACAGUUGUGGGAUUUGCGAACGGAACGAUUUCACUACCGAAAGCGAGGUCCAGACGCAUCGGAAAAUCGUGCACAACCUGAAGACCGGCGUAAGCUUGCGGUGUGCGUACUGUAGUGGCGAUUUCAGAUCCAGAAAUGAGCUGGAAAACCACAUGAAGAUUGCUCACAACACGGGCGGCAAACACAAAUGUUUGAUAUGUGACGAGAUAUUCCCAUCGCCUGCGGUCCUGGCGGAACACAAACUAACCCACUGCAAGGUGGGUGCUUCGGGUCGCUGUUCUCACUGUCCAACCAUUCUGCCGGAUGUACACAGCUUCAAGUCGCACCUGACGCAACAUCAAAGCCCGACCGCCGGAAAUUCGUCCUCGAAUGCCAAUAGCUCUAAUUCGACCGCCUCAGAACAGCAAGAACGAUUCCCGAUCCAGUGCAUCUGCUGUAGGCAAACCUUGAACUCGGAGUUCGAGAUAAGUCUGCACGCCAAAUUCCACACCAAGUCAACGGAAACUAAUGAAAAAACAUGUGCCCUUUGCCUUGAACCUUUGGCUCCUGGGCAGGAUACGAAAAUUUGUGAUCAUUGUCUGAAACGGCACAACUUUCCGUCAAAGUUGUUAUCUAUAAAUAAUUUCAUCAAAGCCUCGACCAACACAUCCCACCCCAGCUCCCUAAAAAAAUCCGAAGACGCUAAUACCCAAUCGCAUCAACAUCAUUCCGAAGGUUACGCCCAGCAGAUCCAACAGAACCAGUCACCUCCCAUGGGAAACACCUAUUCCUCCAAGUGUAACCUCUGCAAGAAAACACUUCCCGAUGGCCACAAACUGCAAGAACACCUUAUUGAUCAUACAUUCGCCGGAUGCGAAGACCGUGGAUACGUUUGCUAUCUAUGCUCUUCGGUUUUCACCUCGUCAGCUGGGCUGCAGAGUCACAUAGCCGAACAUGGUCCGCAGUCGAAACCCUACGACUGUAGCCACUGUAAGGCUGCAUUUUUCUUCCGAGCUGAGCUCGAACACCAUCUCAUCGAUCACGAGCAGGGCAAUGUCUCGGGAGGGUUUUUCAACUCUCAGCUAGACGAACCACCGAUGGAGAUCAAGGCAGAAAUCAUCGAUGCACCGUCAACGAAGGAAAUGACCAGUACUGAGCAGGACCCGUCUCAACCGUCUACCAAAGAAUCACCGGAGGAACGGCUAUUGGCUUCGCCUGAGGUACCAGCUGGGGAUAGUGAAGACAGCAGCGACUCGACCGAAGAUGAUGAAUACAUCGAGGUGGAACAUCACGUCGAUGAACACGACAGAAACAAGCAGAAUUCUGUUGAUAAAUCUAAAGAUUAUUCCUCUAACGAGUGCUCAGAAUAGACGCUAUCUAAAAUAAAAAUAUUCACAUUUAAAUAAUUUCUAAGGAAAACCACAGUAGUGCAUUUAGGUAAAAGGAAAUAAACCUAUAGGGGAGAUGAGGGCAUAACGAGCACCCGAGGCAUAAUGAGAAGUCCAUUUUUCUACAUAAGUACGUAUUUUCUUAAACAAAUUUUCAUGAGGACUUGUUUCGUACUACCCAUAGUAUUAAUUUUUCACCAAAAAAGAAAUAUCCUCCUCAUCUUUACAGAAAUAUUAAAUAAUAACCAGCUAGGUUCUCAAGUGACGAAAAUAUUAUAAUUUUUGAGCACCACCAAAUAAGCUUUUAUGACCUUUAAAUCAUCUCGAUCUGAAAUGUACGCAUUGCAACAUGAUCUACACAUUGUUUCUAAAUUUUCAGCAUCAUAAAAUUUUUGAUUUUCCACUUUAAUCAAUUGUAAAACGCGUUUUUACUUUAAUUUGUUCACUAGAGGCGAACAGAGCACUUUCAAUGAAGGCAUAUUGAGCAUUUUCUGCCGGAGAAUCUAGCAGCGAAUUCAACUCGAUGAAGUCAACUGAAUAAUAGAGCUACAGCUUAACUUGUAUCGUCUGACGAUUUGGCCUAUUGGUUAGAUGUCGGAGAGGCAAUCAGUAGACUCGAGUUCGAUUCCUGUUCGAGGGGAUUUUUUUUUGCACAUACCAUUCAUGAUUGAUUUUUUUUAUUGUUACAUUAUACGGCUAAUAGCAUCAAAGCAUCAUCCGUCAAACAAAACACCAGAAACAUAAUGUAUGAACAUGUGUUAAUUCUUUGAAUUCUACAAACAGACCUAGAUUAUUUUGUUUUUGCUUUGUUUGAUGAAUCUACGCCUCACCGUUUAGUGCAAUCAUGAUCAUAAAUGAUAAAAGAAGAAAAAAAAAUCACCUCCACCAGGAAUCGAACUCGAGCCUACUGAUUAUCUCUCCGACAUCUAACCAAUAGGCCAAAUCGUCAGACGAUACAAGUUGAGCUGUAGCUCUAUUACUCAAUUGACUUCAUCGAGUCGAAUUCGCUGCUAGAUUCCCCGGCAGAAAAUGCUCAUUAUGCCUUCAUUAAUGGUGCUCAUACUGCCUCGGGGGGUUUCUCAUUAUGCCUCUACAGUGACUGGUUUUCAGCUUUCGGCAAAAUUUUUUAAAAUGCAUCUUUAAACGUUUUUAUCUACUUUUUCAAGUUUCAUCCAAUUAGACAAUAGACUAUUUGAGUGUCGGAACACGAAACAAUGAUGUAAUUCACAUAUUACAGCUGUUCUCUAUGGUUAAAUAAGCAUUUUCCUUAAGGUGCCCAUUAUGCCCUCAUCUCCCCUAGUAGUGUAGGGCGGAUUUGUUGUUAAGUUAUUAAUUUAUUUUUGUUUGCGAAUAUCUCUUGAGUCUCCUCAAGGCAAAAUAUUUUUUAUUUAUUUUGCCAGUACUAUUACGUAUUUGUUAAUUUACGAAGCUCGUUCGUUAUCGCUCAUAUCUAGCAUA
Uranotaenia lowii is the source of this 6185-nucleotide messenger RNA. It is a transcript of the gene L, whose product is annotated as zinc finger protein 423 homolog. The record is from RefSeq and is a predicted model, not a curated record. Lineage: Eukaryota; Metazoa; Arthropoda; Insecta; Diptera; Culicidae. The transcript is spliced from 10 exons. Gene Ontology annotation, cellular component: nucleus. Gene Ontology annotation, biological process: regulation of transcription by RNA polymerase II. Gene Ontology annotation, molecular function: DNA-binding transcription factor activity, RNA polymerase II-specific; RNA polymerase II transcription regulatory region sequence-specific DNA binding. The coding region runs from base 246 to 4709 and encodes 1487 amino acids.